AUGCCCGUGCACGUGCCUUGGACGGCCCCUGCACAGCGGUCGUCCUCUCACCCAGGCCUCCCUCCACCCGAGUCUGCUUGCUCGCACGCCAUGUAUCCUCCGCGUCUCCCCACUGCGCGCCUCGCCGGCCCUCGACUAGACCUCAUCAAGGCCCUCAGCACAGCGGCACAAGCAUCCAUGGCCACGCGCGGCCGCCCGGAGCACCUCCAAAGGCACUCGUCGAGGCAUCGCAGCCCGGUCAGCAUGGGCUUCGACAACGCGCCCACGCCCUUCAUCGCCCCGCGCGCAACUUGCGUCACCGGCCCGUCCUCCCGCAAAGUGCGCCCGCUCGCUGCGCGCAUCACCCGCGACUGUCUGCCGUCCCCGGUUCUCCUUGAUCGCGACGACGAGCAGACGUCCCGUACUCCGCCCCAAUGUCGACGACGUCCACCGCCGCGCAAGGUAAAUACAUUCUUCUUUUUGUGCGUCGCUCGUCGUCGCGCCCCGCACUGUCUCUCCACAGCCCGCCUCUGUCGCCCAAGCCCGCCCGCUCGCUCCCGGUCUUCGGCAUACGCUGCACCCGCCUCGCCCACCUCUGCUGCUGCCUCUUGCCAUCGGUCUUCCACGGCUGCCCGCCCCGUCUUGACGCGCGCCGUCUCCUCGGCGCGUCUCGCACGGCGGCCUCCUAUCGUGCACCAUCACCUGUUCCUCUCGCUUCCGCCUCCGUCACGCGUCGUCAAGCAUGACGCCCCAUCGUCCUCUCAUCCCGCGCAUGCAGCGACGCCCGCAGCCAGCGCGCCGCCCAGAGCACCCACGCGCGAUCCUCGCGUCCUUGCUAGCACACAUGUCACAGCCCGCUACUGA
Molecule: messenger RNA, 843 nt
Organism: Postia placenta MAD-698-R-SB12
Lineage: Eukaryota; Fungi; Basidiomycota; Agaricomycetes; Polyporales; Adustoporiaceae
Exons: 4
Coding region: 1-843 (280 amino acids)
Source: RefSeq, a predicted model, not a curated record